UUUCCUUUUCUUUUACCCUCUCAAACUUCUGGGCUACGGCCCAUUUAUCCGACCCAAGUUCAGUAGCUGGGCUAUUGCAAAUUCGGGCUCGGAGAUUACCCGGCCUGACACCGGCUGAAUUACCCGCCCGAAUCCACGCCGGCGAAACCCGCAGCGGCUAUCUUCUUCUUCUUCUCUGCUCUUUCCAUGGCCUGCUCUGGUCUGCUGUCCAAUUCCUUCAUUGCCAAUAAGUGCUUUCGGCCUCGUCGUCAUCACAAGCUUGCAGUUCCAUAUCCAAGAUCGUUCUCGAGCUCAAGAGUUCAUCUGGCUCAAAAUUUGGGGAUUUCCAUGUCGAUGGAGGAAAAUGGGGCUGCAAAGCAGGGACUCGAUGUAUCAAGGAAGAAACUGCCACACGUAUUGACGGUUGCUGGCUCUGAUUCCGGUGCCGGAGCUGGAAUCCAAGCUGACCUUAAAGCUUGCGCUGCUCGUGGAGUGUAUUGUUCCACUGUGAUUACUGCAGUUACUGCGCAGAACACUGUCGGGGUUCAGGGAGUAAACAUAGUGCCGGAUGAAUUUGUUGCGCAGCAGUUGAAGUCUGUGCUAUCUGACAUGGAAGUUGAUGUGGUGAAAACAGGAAUGUUGCCCUCUAUUGAGAUAGUUAGAGUUCUUCAGCAAAGUCUGAAGGAGUUUCCUGUUCGAGCUGUGGUUGUUGAUCCUGUUAUGGUAUCUACAAGUGGAGAUGUGCUAGCAGAUCCUUCUAUUCUGGCAAGGUUUCGGGAGGAGCUGCUUAUGAUGGCUGAUAUAGUGACCCCUAACCUUAAAGAGACAUCUACUUUACUUGGUGGAAUGCGACUAGAGACAGUUGAUGACAUGCGACGUGCAGCUAAGCUACUACACUCCAUGGGUCCACGGAGUGUGCUUGUCAAAGGUGGUGAUCUUCCCGAGUCUUUUGAUGCUGUUGAUGUCUUCUUUGAUGGUGAAGAGUAUCAUGAACUACACUCUCCUCGUGUAAAAACUCGCAACACCCACGGAACUGGUUGCACUUUGGCGUCAUGCAUUGCUGCUGAGCUAGCAAAAGGGUCUUCUAUGCUCUCUGCUGUGAAGCUAGCUAAGCGCUAUGUGGAGACUGCCUUGGAGUAUAGCAAAGACAUUAUAUUAGGAAAUGGAGCUCAGGGUCCUUUUGACCACUUCUUGAGGCUCAAGCAUAACACUAGCACAGGGGGCACGUUCAGUGGGAAUGAAUUGUUUCUGUAUGCUGUUACGGACUCUGGGAUGAAUGAGAAAUGGGAACGGCCGAUGGAAGUUGCAGUUAAGGAAGCAAUCGAAGGAGGUGCCACUAUAAUUCAACUAAGGGAGAAAGAUGCAGAAACAAGAAAGUUCAUAGAAACAGCAAAAGCAUGUCUGAAGAUCUGCCAUCCCUACAAGGUGCCUCUGUUGAUAAAUGACCGUAUCGAUGUAGCCCUUGCAUCUGAUGCCGAUGGAGUCCAUGUCGGGCAAUCAGACAUGCCUGCGCGAGUUGCCCGGAUUCUUCUCGGACCAGACAAAGUAAUAGGAGUAUCAUGCAAGACAGUGGAGCAAGCUCACCAAGCAUGGCUAGAUGGUGCGGACUACAUUGGCUGCGGUGGGGUCUAUCCAACUAGCACCAAGGCAAACAACAGCACUGUGGGUUUGGAUGGGCUGAAAACCGUUUGCUUGGCUUCCAAGCUACCUGUGGUCGCGAUUGGUGGAAUCAAUGCUUCAAAUGCAAUAACCGUGCUGGGGAUUGGUCCGCCAAAUCUGAAAGGUGUUGCAGUAGUUUCAACUGUGUUUGCUAGAUCAAGUGUCGUGGGAGAAACGAGAAAGUUGCAUAGUAUGUUGACAGAAGCAGUGUUGAAGGCGAACUGAAGUUCCUCCUUCAGAUGUAUGAAGAAUUCAAAUUGCUUUGCCCAAAACAUUGUUUUCGUAAUUGAGGAUAAUAACUUUGCUCCCUUGUGUUGAGAAUUGAGAUUGAAAUAAGGUGUUGUGCACAUGUAGAAAGGAACAAGAAGAAAUAAAAACUUUUCUCCAUCUCAACCUGUACGGUACCAUUCAGUAACUAGUUAACUCAUUAACAAUCAGUAAGAAGUUUGACAGACCCCAAAAAUGAACAUCACAACAAACC
Linum trigynum is the source of this 2119-nucleotide messenger RNA. NCBI's taxonomy places the organism in Eukaryota, Viridiplantae, Streptophyta, Magnoliopsida, Malpighiales, Linaceae. The record is from the annotation of a GenBank genome assembly.